ACGGGACGCGGGCACCUGCUGAGCGCCCCCUUUGCGCGCACUUUGCGCCCCAGUUGCGUCCCCGCGAUGCGGAACCCCGGUGCCCUCCUGCUGCUGCCGCUGCUGGCCGGGCUUGGGGGGACCUCGGUCCCCGACCCCCCUCAGGUCUGCGCCCUUGGGAGCUGCUACCCGGCCACUGGGGACCUGCUGGUGGGGCGAGCUCCCCGCUUGAGCGCCACCUCCACCUGCGGGCUGCGGCGGCCACAGCCCUACUGCAUCGUCAGCCACCUCCAGGAGGAGAAGAAGUGCUUCAUCUGCGACUCGCGGCGGCCCUACGAUGCCCGUGCCAACACCAACAGCCACCGCAUCGAGAACGUGGUCACCACCUUCGCCCCCCGGCCCAAGAAAGCCUGGUGGCAGUCGGAGAACGGCGUGGAGCAUGUCAGCAUCCAGCUGGACCUGGAGGCCGAGUUCCACUUCACACACCUCAUCAUGACCUUCAAGACGUUCCGGCCCGCGGCCAUGCUGGUGGAGCGCUCGGCUGACUUCGGGCGCAGCUGGAAGGUCUAUCGAUACUUUGCCUAUGACUGUGACACCUCCUUCCCCCACGUCCCCCGUGGGCCCCCACGCCGCAUCGACGACGUAGUCUGCGAGUCCCGCUACUCCGACAUCGAGCCCUCCACCGAGGGGGAGGUCAUCUACCGGGUGCUGGACCCCUCCAUCCCUAUCCGGGACCCCUACAGCCCUGACAUCCAGAACCUGCUGCGCGUCACCAAUCUGCGCGUGAACCUCACCAAGCUGCACACGCUGGGGGACAACCUGCUGGACACGCGGCGGGAGAUCCGGGAGAAGUACUAUUAUGCGCUGUACGAGCUGGUGCUGCGCGGGAACUGCUUCUGCUACGGGCAUGCCUCUGAGUGUGCCCCACUCAGCGGGGCCCCCGCCACCACCGAUGGCAUGGUCCAUGGGCGCUGCGUCUGCAAGCACCACACACAAGGACUGAACUGUGAGCGCUGUGAGGACUUCUACCAUGACCUGCCCUGGCGCCCGGCCGAGGGCUCCAGCACCAAUGCCUGCCGCCGAUGUGACUGCAACGAGCACUCGCGGCGCUGCCACUUCGACAUGGCCGUCUUCCUGGCCACCGGCAACACCAGCGGGGCCGUGUGUGAUGGCUGCCAGCACAACACCAUGGGCCGCCGCUGCCACCUCUGCAAGCCCUUCUACUACAAGGACCCCAGCAAAGACCUGCGGGACCCCGCAGUGUGCCGAGCCUGUGACUGUGACCCCGAGGGCUCUCUGGACGGUGGGAUGUGUGACAGCGCUGACGACCCAGCCCGGGGGCUGAUCACAGGGCAGUGCCGCUGCAAGGAGCACGUGGCCGGUCCCCGCUGCGACCGCUGCAAACCCGGCUUCUUCGGCCUCAGUGCCACCAACCCGCAGGGCUGCCAGCGGUGCCAGUGUGACCCCCGUGGCACAUUGGCCGAGGGCAGCCAGUGUGACCCUGUGAGUGGUGAGUGCUUCUGCAAGAGGCUGGUGACUGGGCACCGCUGCAAUCAGUGCCUGCCCGAGCACUGGGGGCUGAGCCACGAUGCCCCAGGUUGCCGGCCCUGUGAAUGUGAUGUGGGGGGUGCCCGCAACAACCAGUGUGCCAUGGAGACGGGACAGUGCCAGUGCCGCAGCCACAUGGUGGGACGACAGUGCGACCAAGUGGAGCCUGGCUUCUACCGCAUCAACUUGGACCAUUAUACCUAUGAGUCUGAGGAUGCUCGGCUCCAUCAGGGCUCAGUGGUGGAGCGUGAGCCCUCCACGGACCGCCCACCUUCCUGGACUGGGACAGGCUUUGCCCGCAUGGUGGAGGGUGGCUGGCUGGAGUUCCAUGUGAGAGACGUGCCCUUCUCCAUGGAGUAUGACGUGAUCAUCCGCUAUGAGCCGCAGCACCCAGAGCCCUGGCAGGAGGUGAGGGUGAAGGUGCUGCGCCCCAGCCCUGUCUCCGCCAGCAGUCCUUGUGGGAACACCAUCCCGGCUGAUGACCAGCUCUCCACCAGCCUCCCAUCUGGUGCCAGGUACGUGGUGCUGCCGCAGCCCAUCUGCCUGGAACGGGGAGUCUCCUACACCAUUCGAGUGGAGCUGGGCUGUGCCUCCGCUCGGCAGGAUCCCAGCGCCAGCGUGCUCAUCGAUUCGCUGGUGCUGAUGCCCCGUCACUCCUCACUGGAGAUGUUCAUUGCGGGAGACCCCAUCUCCAUGAAGCGCCGCGAGACCUUCGAGCGGUACCGCUGUGCCCAGCCCUUCUAUGCUGCGGGUCCCUCGCCUGUGGCUGAGCCCUGCUCCAGGCUCCUGCACAGCCUGUCUGCCAUCCUGCACGACGGGGCGCUGCCCUGCCUCUGCGACCCCCAGGGCUCCACCAGCGCCGAGUGCCAGCCGCAGGGCGGGCAGUGCCAGUGCAAACCCAACGUCAUGGGGCGGCGCUGCCACCGCUGUUCCCCAGGCACCUUUGGCUUUGGGACCAGUGGGUGCCGAGCAUGCCAGUGCAGCAGUGAGGGGUCGGUGAACCCCAUCUGUGACACCACCACGGGGCAGUGCUCCUGCCGGGAGGGUGCCCAUGGCUCACGCUGCGACCGCUGCCAGCCUGGCCACUGGGGCUUCCCGUCCUGCCGACCCUGCCAGUGCAAUGGGCACGCCGAGGAGUGUGACCCACGCACGGGCAGCUGCUUGCGCUGCCGCGACCACACCGAUGGCGAGAGGUGCCAGAGAUGUGCAGCUGGGCACUUCGGGAACCCGGCGCUGGGCUCUGGGCAGCACUGCCGGCCAUGCCCGUGCCCCGAUGGACCCAGCAGCCCCCGGCACUUCGCUGCAUCCUGCUACCAGGACAGCCGGUCCCGGCAGGUCGUCUGCCACUGCAGCCCCGGGUACACAGGUCCCCGCUGUGAUGAGUGUGCUCCCGGCUACUAUGGGGACCUGCAGCAACCCGGCGGGCGCUGCCUGCCCUGCCAGUGCCAUGACAACAUCGACAUGACCGAUCCAGAGGCAUGCGACCGGCGCACGGGGCACUGCCUGCGCUGCCUGUACAACACAGCGGGGCCGCACUGCGCCGAGUGCCAGCCCGGCUUCUAUGGGGAUGCCACACGGCACAGCUGCCGACGUUGCUCCUGCAACCCACUGGGCACCGACCCCAGCACCUGCAGUGCCCAGCAGUGUCAUUGCGAUGUGCGCAGCGGGCAGUGCCACUGCCUGCCCAACGUGGAGGGACAGAGCUGCGACCGCUGCAGCCCCAACUUCUGGAACCUGGGCAGUGGGCAGGGCUGCCAGCCCUGUGCCUGCCACCCCCAGCACGCCCUGAGCCCUGCCUGCAACCAGUUCACAGGGCAGUGCUCGUGCCGGCCAGGCUUCGGGGGCCAGACCUGUUCUGACUGCCAGGAGCAGCACUGGGGUGACCCGCGGCAGCAGUGCCGAGCCUGCGACUGUGACCCCCGUGGCGUUGCCAGUGCCCAGUGCCACCGUGGCAGUGGCCACUGUGACUGCCGGCCCGGCAUCUCCGGCGUGCGCUGCGACCAGUGCGCACGGGGCUUCUCCGGCAUCUUCCCUGGCUGCCAGCCCUGCCACCCCUGCUUUGGGGACUGGGACCGCGUGGUGCAGGACCUGGCUGCGCACACCCGGGCACUGGCACAGCGCAUCAGCCUCCUGCAGCACACCGGGGCUGCCAGCGCCUUCCAGGGCACCUUCCGGCGGCUGGAGGAGAACCUCGCCACCGUGCGGGACAUGGUGGCUGCCCAUAACACCACCAUUGGUACUGCUGCCCACCUCACACACGCCACGGAGGGGCUGCGGCGGCACAUCGAAGAGGCAACGGAGAGGCUGACGCGGGUGGAGGGGGAGCUGACGGCUGCCCAGGAUGCCAACUUCAAUGCCAGCCACGUGCUGAGUGUGGUGGACCGGGGUGCCCGCGCCCUCAACCACAGCCUGCAGGACCUGGAGCAGCGGCUGCAGGCCCUCAAGACCUCCAAUUUCCUUGGUGCCUACGACAGCAUCCGUGAGGCCUAUGGGGAGUCACGGGAUGCAGAACGCCAAGCAGACACCUCCACCCGUGCUGUACCCAGCCCCAUCAGCACCUCCGUGGCCACCCGGCACCGCACCGAGCAUCUACUGGCCAGCCAUAGGGAUGACUUCAACCGCCAGAACGCAGCCAGCCGGCGGGCACUGAUGGACCUGGCGGCGAGAGCACAGGCGCUGAGCCUGCACCCACUCAAUGAGAAGGUCUGCGGUGCUGUGGGUGACGUGCCCUGCGCUGAGAGCCCCUGCGGAGGAGCUGGGUGCCGGGAUGAGGAUGGGGGACGGCGCUGCGGGGGUCUGAGCUGCGGCGGAGCUGUGUCCACGGCAGACAGUGCACUGGACCGGGCACGCCAUGCGCAGGAGGAGCUGCGGCAGGCGGCCAGCGACAUGGCCCAGCUCUCCCACAAGGUGGCUGAGGCCAAAGGGAAGGCAGAUGAGGCUCGGUUGCGGGCACAGGCGGCUCUGGACAAAGCAAACCAGACCAGGGCCCGUGUGGAGAGCUCCAACAAGGAGCUGCGGGAGCUCAUCAGCCACAUCAAGGCCUUCCUGAGCCAGGAGGGUGCCGACCCCGAGAGCAUCGAGGUGGUGGCCAGCCGUGUGCUGGAGCUCUCGCUGCCAGCCGCGCCGGCGCAGAUCCACCGCCUGGCCGAGGAGAUCAAGGCGCGGGUGCGCAGCCUGGCCAGCGUGGACGCCAUCCUGGAGCAGACGGCCGGCGACGUGCGCCAGGCCGGGCAGCUGCUGCAGGAGGCACAGCGAGCGCGGUCGCGGGCUGAAGGCGUGCGGGACACGGCUGAGGUGGUGCGGCAGGCGCUGGAGGAGGCGCGGCGGGCACAGGGCAUGGCGGAGGAGGCACUGCAGCUCGCCAUGGGUGACAUCCAGCACAGUGAGAGAGCGCUCGGCACGAUGCAAGCCCAGACAGCAAGUGCCGAGCAGCGCCUGGCGGGUGCCAUGGGUCAGAUUGGGGUGCUGGAUGGGCAGAUGGAUGCCCUGAAGGUGAAACGCGCCAACAACAGCCUGGCAGCCACGCGAGCACAGGAGGCGGCCGGCACCGCACGGGACCGUGCUGGCGAGGCCAAGCAGGUGCUGGAGGGGCCGCUGCGGGACCGGUACCGCACGGCACAGGAGUUGGUGCAACACCGUGCCGAGGGCGCGCGGCAGGCAGGCAGCCGGGCACAGCGCCUGCGGGACGAAGCCGCGGGGCUGCUGCAGGACGCGCAGGGCAAGCUGCAGCGGCUGCGAGCGCUGGAGGAGGAGUAUGAGCGCAACGAGCGUGUGCUGGACGCCAAGGCGGCCCAGCUGGGUGGGCUGGAGGCCAGGAUGAGGGACGUGCUGGCCACCAUCAACCAGCAGGUCCAGAUCUACAACACGUGCCAGUGAGGACACCCCCGAGCCCACAUAGCCCCUGCCUGCGGUGGGCACGGUGGAGCUGCAGGGCACCUCCUGUGUGAAUAAAGUUACAGAGCAAGA
Molecule: messenger RNA, 5493 nt
Organism: Pezoporus flaviventris
Lineage: Eukaryota; Metazoa; Chordata; Aves; Psittaciformes; Psittacidae
Product: laminin subunit beta-2-like
Exons: 33
Coding region: 67-5403 (1778 amino acids)
Biological process (GO): axon guidance
Cellular component (GO): basement membrane
Source: RefSeq, a predicted model, not a curated record